GAAAACAAAAUGGCGAGUGGGCGUGACUCUGCAAAGCUCCAGGCAGCAGAGAAACUUGAAGAAGAAGCCAAGAAAUGCUUAAAGACCAGUUUGUUCAAGUGGAGUCCAGAUUAUGAAUCUGCUGCCAAUAAAUUUGAGAAAGCUGCUAUUUCUUAUCGUAACUGUCAAGUCUAUGAUAAAGCAGUUGCUGCAUAUUUAAAAGCAUCAGAAGCUUAUUAUGACAAUAAUUCCAUUUAUCAUUCUGGCAAGAGUCUUGAACAAGCUGCUAAUGUUUCUCGGGAUGCUAAAGAUUUAUUAAAUGCUGGACAGUACAUGAGUAAAGCCUGUGAACGGUUCAAUGAAAGUGGUUAUCCUGAUACUGGAGGUCAAGUACUAGCUAAAGCAGCAAUGUGGCUACAGCACGAGCAUCCUGAUAAAUCAGCCGAGUAUUACAUACAAACAGCUGACAAUCUUCUAUUAGAUGAUAAGAAGAGGGAGAGUGGUAAUGCAAUGAAAGAUGCAGUCAGAAUGUACUGCAGAGUAAGACCAAGACAAUCAAACAAAAUAAUUGAAACUUGUCGUAAAGCUCGCGAGAUAUUAUUAUCAGCUGGAAUGAUCAACAUAGCCCAUGAAUUGGUAAGUGUUGAAAUUGUAGCAUUGUUGACUGAAGGUAAUGGACUACAGGCAAAGGAAGUGUUGCAAGAAUGUGAAAAUAUUGAGGGGUUUUCUACCAGUGAGGAUUACACAGUACUGGAUGAGUUGAUUGAUGCGGUUACUAAUAAUGAUGAAGAAUCAAUAGCACAAUCUUGUAACAGUCACAUAUUCCGAGCUAUGGAUCCUGAAUUUGCCAAGUUCGUUCGUGAUCUUAAAGAUGGUACAGAAUCAGCUGCUCCAGUUAGAUCUGCCCCUUCAAAGAAAGGAGAAGGAACGUCCUUCAGUAGUAAAGCUGGUCCUGUUAACAUGAAGGACCCAUCAGUACUAGCUGACAGAAGGAAUGAACUGUUUGCUAGGAAAGACAAGAAACAGACUACUGGUAGUGUGAAACAGCCAUCACCACCACGUCGACCUGAUAUUGAUCAUAACACUGAUACAGAUCGUACUACUAAUCCUGAUACUGAUCGUGAUCGUGAUGAUCUAGUUACUGAUGUUGAUCCUAAUCCUGAUGCUGAUCCUGAUCAAAGUGCUGAUCGCAAUACUGAUGCUAAUCCACCUGGUGAAGAAGAAAGUGAUGAUGAUGAUCAAAACAUUGAUAUCAAUUAAUUAUUAUUGAUUUUAUAAUAGAAAGAAACAUAAUGCCUCAUUUAAUUUUCAUUGAUGUUUUAUUCAUUAUUGUGUGCUAAUUUAAUUUUGUUUGGAAGCCACACCUCAA
Messenger RNA from Amphimedon queenslandica, 1348 nucleotides. RefSeq names its product gamma-soluble NSF attachment protein-like. The record is from RefSeq and is a predicted model, not a curated record. The coding region runs from base 10 to 1239 and encodes 409 amino acids. Gene Ontology annotation, biological process: intracellular protein transport. Gene Ontology annotation, cellular component: SNARE complex; vacuolar membrane. Gene Ontology annotation, molecular function: syntaxin binding; soluble NSF attachment protein activity. Lineage: Eukaryota; Metazoa; Porifera; Demospongiae; Haplosclerida; Niphatidae. The transcript is spliced from 12 exons.